Aspergillus costaricaensis CBS 115574 is the source of this 925-nucleotide messenger RNA. RefSeq names its product gliotoxin thiomethyltransferase (gene gtmA). The record is from RefSeq and is a predicted model, not a curated record. The transcript has 4 exons. NCBI's taxonomy places the organism in Eukaryota, Fungi, Ascomycota, Eurotiomycetes, Eurotiales, Aspergillaceae. The coding region runs from base 50 to 925 and encodes 291 amino acids. Gene Ontology annotation, molecular function: methyltransferase activity.
CUCUCUCAACACCACAAACUCAGACCCCUCCACAUAACCAUCCCUCAAAAUGCCCCCCAAAAUCCUCCCCUCCUCAUACCUCACCCCAGCCUUCGUAUCCCGCUACCACCUCGCCGAGAAACUCACCGGCGUAUUCGUGGCCCCUCUCGUCCAGCAAUCCGGAAUCCUAUCUACCACCAGUGAUAAUGACAAGAAGCAGCCCCUGGUCGUCUUCGACAACGCCUGCGGACUGGGAGUCGUAUCCAGCUAUCUCAACAGCACGCUGCCUGAAGAUGUCAAGAGAAACUGGACGCUGACCUGCGGAGAUGUGACGGAGCUGAUGGUGGAGUACACCAAGUUGCGGAGCGAGAGGGAAGGGUGGGUGAAUGCUGAGGCGAAGGUCGUGGACGCUCAGUGUACGGGGUUGCCCGGGGAUAGGUAUACGCAUGUGUUGUCGGCUUUUGCGUUCAUGAUGAUACCUGAUGCGAGGGCUGCGAUGAGAGAAUGUUUCCGUAUUCUCCAGUCCGGGGGCGUGCUUGCGACUUCGACGUGGAGGACUUCGUCCUGGCUCGUCAUCAUGAAAGAAGCCAUCGAAGCCACGUCCUGGAACGUCAAGUUCCCCACCAUGAAAGAGUUCCUGGCCUUGCAUAACGAAGGCUGGGACGACGAGGCUUUCGUGAAAGCUCGAUUCGAAGAGGAAGGGUUUGAAGAUGCGGAAGUUACUGCUGUGCAGAGGGAGACCUCGUUGACUGUAUCCGAAUUCAUGGAGGUCGGUGAGGGGAUGAUUCCUAUUGUGACUGGGGCUUUUUGGACGCCCGAGCAGCGGGAGAUGUAUGAGGCGAAGGCGCCGGUGGUGAUUAGGGAGUAUUUGGAGGAGAAGUUUGGAGCUGAGGGCGUGGUUAGGAUGGAUCCGGUGGCUGUUCUUGCGGUGGGGAGGAAGCCAUAG